This is a messenger RNA of Plasmodium inui San Antonio 1, 1731 nucleotides long. Its product is annotated as O-phospho-L-seryl-tRNASec:L-selenocysteinyl-tRNA synthase. The record is from RefSeq and is a predicted model, not a curated record. Gene Ontology annotation, biological process: conversion of seryl-tRNAsec to selenocys-tRNAsec; selenocysteine incorporation. Gene Ontology annotation, molecular function: O-phosphoseryl-tRNA(Sec) selenium transferase activity; tRNA binding. The transcript is spliced from 5 exons. Lineage: Eukaryota; Apicomplexa; Aconoidasida; Haemosporida; Plasmodiidae. Bases 1 to 1731 code for a protein of 576 amino acids.
AUGAACGCACCAGGUGUGGACGUGCGCAAUGGCAAGGCUGUCCAAGGGGACAUAUGCAGCAAUAGGUAUUCCUUAAUAUCCAAGCAGACCCUUAACCAGAAGGAGAAUACCCUAUGGAACAUCUUAAACUACGGCCGUGUCCCAAAUGAGGGCCUGAAUGAAAUAACCAUCAUGAACAUUUUGCACCAGAUAUCUUCUCAAAAUUUAUGCAACAGCGAGAAGAACAUAAAAAUUGGGGAGCGGGAGAAUCGAAUAUACAGCGCCCUCGUGCGGAACAAGUACAUCGGAUUCGGGCACGGCAUUGGCAGGUCAGGGAACCUAGACGACGUGCAGCCGAAAAGCGCGGGAAACAGUAUCUUGGCCAAGGCCACCACGAGCUUCGUAAAGGAUAUGAUCAAAAGCUUUGGAAUAAAGAGCUGCGAAGAUGUAUACAUACUGCCAUACGCAACAGGGAUGUGUCUAAGUACCUGCAUCCUCUACACGAAAAAGGAAAGAGAAAAAAGUGAAUAUGUAAUAGUCUCUAGAAUAGACCACAAGACGUGCUACAAAUGCAUCGAUUUCUGUGCUUUGAAAUAUUUAGUAGUGGACAUGAUAUACAAGGAUGAAGAAUUAUUUACAAAUCUCAGCGAAAUAGAAAAACUGAUACAGACAUAUGAUGAGAAAAUCUGUUGUGUCAUGUCAGUCACAUCUAGUUAUGCCCCUAGAAAUUCAGAUGACAUAGUAAAAAUAGCCCAUAUUUGCAAGAGGUAUAAUAUUCCACACAUAAUUAAUAAUGCGUUCGGAUUACAAUGCAAUUAUCUGUGUAAAGAAAUACAGAAGUGUUUUGAAUCGAAGGGUCGAGUGGACUUCGUGGUUCAGAGUUGUGAUAAGAAUUUCCUCUUGCCAGUUAACGGCGGGAUUGUAUUCAGCUCUGAUAAGAGAAAGAUGAAAGAAUUGAAAAAACAUUACCCUGGUAGGACUCCUGUGCAUGCAUAUUUAGAUCUCUUCAUCACAUUACUAGAAUUAGGGAAGAAAAAAAUUCUAACCCUAAGAAAAGAAAGGGAGGAAAAUUUUUCCUGGUUACAAGAAAAGUGUUCUGCUCUCUGUUCUAAGUACAAUUUAAGUUUGAUCAAAGCGAGCAAAAAUAAAAUAUCCAUGGCGAUUAAUUUAAACGAGCUUUACAAGAUCUGCCAUGUCGAAAACCCGAAGAGUAUUACCCUACUUGGUUCUCUACUUUUUUAUAGAAAUGUUACCGGGCAUAGGGUUAUAUGCUCCCCGCUGUUGAUACGAAAUGGAGCAGGGGCACACACAUGGGGCCAGAAAAUGGAGGGUAAUGUAGAAUCUGCUUUUCCUAUUCACCACAAGGGGGAAGUAGGCCCUAAUGGGGUUGACACUAUUGAGCAGGGUGCACACACCAAUGAGUUGCUUUUCCUCAAUCGCGGAAUGAACAACGAAGGUGCACGUCCGUUCCAUUCGUCAGACAACUGCAAUGAGGGGUCUGUAAAGAAGGGGAGGUCCGAAACAAUUGUCGUAAAAAAUGAAAAUAUUAAUCAUGCAGCGAUUCAUGGGAAGGCCCUAACCAUUGGAAAUCACACAUUUGAGCACUUUGGUUGCAGCUACGAUUUGUAUCCCUUUUCUUACAUUGCCUUCUCCUGCGUCAUUGGGAUUGAACGGCCAGAGAUGCAAAGCUUCGUGGAGAAGUUGGACGACGCGAUUGGCUGCUUCAUUCGCAGGUUCCUCAGGCGCGCCUAG